Cydia pomonella (codling moth) is the source of this 1754-nucleotide messenger RNA. RefSeq names its product zinc finger protein 239-like. The transcript has 2 exons. The record is from RefSeq and is a predicted model, not a curated record. Gene Ontology annotation, molecular function: RNA polymerase II cis-regulatory region sequence-specific DNA binding; DNA-binding transcription factor activity. NCBI's taxonomy places the organism in Eukaryota, Metazoa, Arthropoda, Insecta, Lepidoptera, Tortricidae. Gene Ontology annotation, biological process: regulation of transcription by RNA polymerase II. The coding region runs from base 333 to 629 and encodes 98 amino acids.
AGUAAUGUCAACAUUAUGUCAACGUCAGAGAUGUGAAUGUGAAAUAUGUUAUCGAUCUCCUUCUUUUCGUCUUCGUAAUCUAAAUAAAAGAGCAUAUAUUAUAAUCACUACGUUAUAAUCUAAAUCUUCGCGAAAGUAAACAAAACCCUCAGAGAACCUCAACUUGGGGUAAUAAGAGUCCUCGCUAUUGUAUUAUCUUCGGGAGACCGUAUUUAAAGUAUUUCGGGCUGUAAAUCAGUUUUGAAUGUUAUCGAUCGCCACAGUCUUCCGUUAUACAAAAAUGUAGUAUUCUCGUAACCGGACUGCAUAUAUAAGGAAAGGAAAUCCUCGGUAUGUCACUAGAAACAGUACAAGUAAAGAAGGAGUCUGAGUGGGACGGCGACGACGAGGCGCGACUGAACACGAACAAUGAGGAGAACAACGAGACAACAGAGCCACAACUGGAAAAUAAGGACCAAGUGAAAUAUGAUAUAGAAGCAGUAUUUGUAAAGCAGGAGCCUGUUUGUGAAAACACAGAGAUUUUUGGUUGCGACCAACCAGCCUCAAAGGUGUGUGACGUUGAGGUGAAGUCAGAGCUGGUGUGUGAAGAGCAGCAGUCAGGUUCCGAAGGACUUCCUCGUGGUGAGUAACAAUAAAAGACAGUUAUCUCAUUAUAAUAGCAGUUGCAAUGAUUGCAAAAUAGCAAGAGCUUACUGUUAACAGACUAUUUUAUGAAAGUGUUCUGCUAUUUCAAAAUAACACUUUAUUGGUGUUUUCUUCAUGGCGGUUCAACCUUCACCACGUCCAAUAAGGUCGCAUACAGUUUCAAAAUCGAAUUAAAAUAAAGUAAUAAGUAAUAACAAAUGUAAUAAAAACCAUUCAUCAUGAAAUAUAUUCUGCUAUACAAUAUUCAUAAUAAAUGUUUUGGGAUGACUCCACCUUUAAUCUUCAACACCAGAUGGCCACAUUCCACGUGUUGCCUCCCUGUCACACUUACUUACAAAUUAACAAGUGCGUCAGAGAGGCAACAUAUCAAACGUAGUUCGCGGUAGGCUCUCUGUUUCUAACGUUUUUCGGAUCCAUCACACGCGGCACGCUCUGCCUCCAUCGGCAUUUCAACUAAAUAUGCACAAUAACUUUUUUAAAUUCUCCUAAUUCUUGAUUUUACAGUUAUUAAGUUUUGAGAGCAUGUCUAACCACACAAAAUAGUCUCUUGAGUACAUUUAAAUCCGAAUAACUUGGGGGGCCAUUAAUUUGGCAAGAAAUAAGUUAAUUAUUGUAGUUUUUAAAGUCAAAGAUACCAAAGAGAUAGUUGGGCCAAAACACUUUUCAAUGCCUAAUAAAUAUUGUGGACAAAUUUUGUUUCAAGAGACAAAUUAGUUACUAAAAGAUAACAUUCUAUUACUUUUUUAUAUUCAUUUAGAAUAUUCAUAAUGUUUUCUAUAAUUGUCUAUCAUCGCUGCAGCAAAGUUUUCAUGAUAAAUAUAUUAUUUUUACCGAUAUUAAAAAAUAUAUAUCUUAUUAGAAAAAGAAACUGCAGAAAGAGCAUUGGUUAGUGGUAAACAACAAGAAACUUCUGGAGCCCAAGUAUUUUAAAUAAAUCUUUAGGCCAAAAUGGUAACGCAGUGGCAAUAAUAACAGAGUUAUUAAAUGUUAUGUAUUAAAUUGUAAGUUAAUUGUAUUAUAUUUCAAAAUAAGUGUAAUUGAUUUGAAUUUGAAAAGAGACUAGUUUUUAGGCAUUAAAAAGUAUUUUGGCCCAGUUAAUGUGAAUACGG